Messenger RNA from Parasteatoda tepidariorum (common house spider), 892 nucleotides. Its product is annotated as nedd8-conjugating enzyme UbcE2M-like. The record is from RefSeq and is a predicted model, not a curated record. NCBI's taxonomy places the organism in Eukaryota, Metazoa, Arthropoda, Arachnida, Araneae, Theridiidae.
UGAGACACAUCUUGCCUAAAUCAAAUAAAUGUACAAAAAUUUAUUGUACAUCGCAAGGGAUUUGUUAGUUAAAUUUAAUUUUUAAAAAAAAACUAUGAUAAGAUUCCCUGCAAUUAAAAAGAAAAGAAAACAGGAAAAGAACGAUGCGACUAAGAAAUGUUGCUCUUCAGCGUUAAUUAGAUUAACGAAAGAUGUUAACGCACUUCAAUCUUCAGAAAUUUGUUCAAUUGCUUUUCCAGAUCCUGAUGACUUGUUUAAUUUCCAGUUGAAAAUAACACCGGAUGAAGGAUUCUACAAACACGCCGCUCAUGAUUUUAUUUUCAGAGUGUCACCUGAAUAUCCUUAUGAUCCUCCAAAGGUUCGGUGUAUGACUGAUAUCUACCACCCUAAUAUCGAUACAGAGGGCAAUGUGUGCCUCAACAUUUUGAGAGAGGACUGGAAUCCUAUCCUUGAUCUGAACGCCAUCGUUUUUGGAUUGCUGCAUCUUCUGCUCGAUCCCAAUCCAGAUGAUCCAUUGAAUGAAAAAGCUGCUGAAGAGUUUAGGAGUGAUCAAAUUUCGUUUGCCAACAACGUCAGCAGAGUGAUGGACAAAGUAAUCACAGCAGCUGCUCUCUCGGAAGAUUAGUUUUUUUUAUUUUUUUAAAUAUUGUCAAUUACCUAAAGAUAAAUAAUUAAAGUUGAGAGUGAUAUCACUUAUGAUUUAUUUGAAUCAAAUCUAUCUUUACCACUUGAUGACAAAGCUUUCCUGGAUUUGAGGAAUGAUCAAAUUUCGUUUGUCAACAAGUGAUGGACAAAGCAAUCACUGCGCAGUAGGACAAACAGUUUUGCUUUUAAAAUUUUGUUAAUUAUUUGAAUAUUAAAUACUAUUAAAUAAUUAAAGUAAUACUCCUUU